AUGGAUACAAUAACAUCCGGUCAGAUCCUAAAAGACGGAAAUACCCUCCUCUCGUCCGGCGGCAAUUUCGAGCUUGGCUUCUUCAGCCCGGCCGGAAGCUCGGCAAAACGUUACGUCGGCAUAUGGUACAAGAAAAUACCCGUUCAAACAGUCGUUUGGGUCGCUAAUCGUGAAAACCCGGUUUUAGGCUCGACCGGGUUUUUACGGGUCGACCCGCCCGGAAUCUUGGUUCUCGUGAAUGAGACUAACGACAUCGUUUGGUCAACUCCGACGAUAAGCGCCUCGACUCGGCCUGUUCGACAUCCCGUCGCAGAGUUGCUGGACUCGGGGAAUCUUGUGGUCCGAGACGAUGACGAUCAUAACCCGUCGAGCUUCGCGUGGCAAAGCUUCGAUCACCCGACCGACACUUUACUUCCUGGGAUGAAGCUCGGGUGGAACUUCACGGCCCGUUUGGAAGUCUACCUCUCGUCGUGGAAAAAUGCCGAUGACCCAUCGCCCGGAGACUUCACCUACCGAUGUGACUUCAGGGGAUACCCUCAAAACGUGCUCGAAAAAAAUGGGCUCGUGGAGUACCGAACUGGGCCGUGGAACGGCAUUCGGUUUAGCGGGAUUCCGAGCCUAAGCAAGAAUCGAAUAUUCAAAUAUGGGCUCGUUUUGAACAAGAAUGCCGUUUACUCGCACUACGAACUCCUCAACGACUCGGUUAUCUCGAGGUUCACCUUGAGUCAAACCGGGGUCGCCCAACGGUUGACUUGGGUUGACCGGACCCGAGGAUGGGUCGUGUACAUGACUUGCCCGAUGGAUAACUGCGAUUUUUACGGGCUUUGCGGCCCGUACGGGACUUGUAACGUUGCGAAUUCCCCUGUUUGUGGGUGUUUGAGUAAAUUCGAGCCCAAAGAUGAAGAGGGGUGGGAUCGGGCCGAUUGGUCGGGCGGGUGCGUGAGGAGGAGCCCGUUGAGUUGCGAAAAAGGUGACCUUUUUUUGAAGUACUCGGGAGUUAAGCUGCCCGAUACGAGAAAUUCGUGGUAUAAUGAGAGUAUGAGUCUUGAGGAGUGUAGGAAAGUUUGCUUGGGGAAUUGUUCGUGUACGGCUUAUUCGAGUUUGGACAUAAGCCGAGGAGAAAACGGGUGUUUGCUUUGGUUCGAUGAUCUUGUUGAUAUUCGAGAGUUGUCUGCUGAGGGACAGGAUAUUUACAUUAGGAUGGCUUCAUCUGAGUUAGAAAAUCGCGGGUCGAAGCGCGAGAAUAAGAGGUUAGUAAUAAUACAUUUUUACCUUCUUUUUCGGUUUGCUUUUUACACCUAUAAUCAGUAUAUAGUAUCUUCUAAAUUGCUCGUGUUUGCAGGAGCUCAUGUAGGACGCAACAAUGUAAACAGUCGUUACAAUCAAAUUCACGACAAGGACUUAGAGUUACCUUUGUUUGAUAUAUGCACACUAGUUGAAGCUACUGAUAAUUUUUCAAUCACUAAUAAGCUUGGAGAGGGUGGCUUUGGACCUGUUUAUAAGGGCGUGCUAGCAAACGGGCAAGAAAUUGCUGUUAAACGGCUAUCAAGAACUUCUCAUCAAGGAGUGGACGAGUUCAAGAAUGAAGUCGUGUGCAUUGCCAAACUCCAGCAUCGAAAUUUAGUGAAGCUUUUGGGUUACUGCACACAAGCCGAAGAAAAUAUGUUGCUCUAUGAAUACAUGACCAACAAAAGCCUUGACUUGAUUUUGUUCGAUCCAUAUGAAAGCACGUUAUUAGAUUGGCCUAUACGCCUCAACAUUAUCAACGGCAUUGCUCGUGGCCUAAUGUAUCUCCAUCAAGACUCGCGUUUACGAAUCAUACAUAGAGACCUCAAGGCUAGCAACAUAUUGCUGGACUCCGAAAUGAACCCAAAGAUAUCGGAUUUCGGAUUGGCUAGAGCUUUUGGAGGGAACGAGACCGGAGCUAACACGAGUCGAGUAGUGGGCACAUAG
Striga hermonthica is the source of this 1953-nucleotide messenger RNA. The record is from the annotation of a GenBank genome assembly. NCBI's taxonomy places the organism in Eukaryota, Viridiplantae, Streptophyta, Magnoliopsida, Lamiales, Orobanchaceae.